This is a messenger RNA of Prionailurus viverrinus (fishing cat), 2048 nucleotides long. RefSeq names its product arginine vasopressin receptor 1A (gene AVPR1A). Gene Ontology annotation, molecular function: peptide binding; vasopressin receptor activity. Gene Ontology annotation, biological process: G protein-coupled receptor signaling pathway; positive regulation of vasoconstriction; regulation of systemic arterial blood pressure by vasopressin. The transcript is spliced from 2 exons. The record is from RefSeq and is a predicted model, not a curated record. NCBI's taxonomy places the organism in Eukaryota, Metazoa, Chordata, Mammalia, Carnivora, Felidae. Bases 545 to 1810 code for a protein of 421 amino acids. Gene Ontology annotation, cellular component: membrane.
AGUUUUUGUCAGAAAAGAGCGGGAAAGCGCCCCCAUCCAGCCUGUUAAGCCGAGGAAUCGGCGAGUCUCCCAGCCCCACCCCUGCAGCAGUGAUGCAAAGAGAACAAAUCACCGACGUAGAGAGGAGGGAAAAAAAAAAAAAGAAAGAAAGAAGGAACCCCCUGGGGGUGGUGGGAGGAGAGAGCGGACGGAGUAAGCACGGAGCAGUCUCCAACCACUGGGACGAGAGGGAGCGCUUUCUGGGGAAACAAACUCCGCAUAAAUAAUUGAGUUUGGAGCCCAGUGCUUUCAGAGGCUCGGAGCGCACCUCCCCAGCGCCUUCCGAGCUGAAAAGGAGCCGAGCGGGGAAAGAGGUCGGUGACGGGAGCGAGAGCAGCUCGGCCGGCGGUGGGACGCUGUGCCCGCAGACGCCCGCAAGAGGGACAGCAGGGCCCAGCGAGCAGAGCCCAGCGAGCGCGGGAAGGACAGCGCGCGACUGGCAAGGAGCCCUCGCCAGCGGCGGUGGGAAGACAGCUGGCCUCCGCGGAGGCCGCGGAGGCGCUGCAUGGACCGCAUGCGUUUCUCCGGAGGCCCCAACGAGGGGCCCGCGGACAACUCCAGCCAGGGGUGGCCCCUGUUAGCCGGCGGUGUCAACGGCAGCCGGGCAGCGGAGGCGCUCGGGGACGGCGGCAGCCCCCAGGGGGACGUGCGCAACGAGGAGCUGGCCAAGCUGGAGAUCGCCGUGCUGGCUGUGACUUUCGUGGUAGCCGUGCUAGGCAACAGCAGCGUGUUGGUGGCGCUGCACCGCACCCCUCGCAAGACGUCCCGCAUGCACCUCUUCAUCCGCCACCUCAGCCUGGCCGACCUGGCCGUCGCUUUCUUCCAGGUGCUGCCGCAGAUGUGCUGGGACAUCACCUACCGUUUCCGCGGGCCCGACGGGCUGUGCCGCGUGGUGAAGCACCUGCAGGUGUUCGGCAUGUUCGUGUCGCCCUACAUGCUGGUGGUCAUGACCGCCGACCGCUACAUUGCGGUGUGCCACCCGCUGAAGACGCUGCAGCAACCGACGCGCCGCUCGCGCCUCAUGAUCGCUGCCGCCUGGGUGCUGAGCUUCGUGCUUAGCACGCCGCAGUACUUCGUCUUCUCCAUGGUCGAGGUGAACAACGUCACCAAGGCCCGGGACUGCUGGGCCACCUUCAUCCAGCCCUGGGGUCCCCGCGCCUAUGUGACCUGGAUGACGGGUGGCAUCUUCGUGGCGCCCGUGGUCAUCCUGGGUACCUGCUAUGGCUUCAUCUGCUACCACAUCUGGCGCAACGUCCGCGGAAAGACGGCUUUGCUCCCCGGAAAGGGCGCCGAGGGCGCGAGUGGCGCUUUGCAUAAGGGGCUCCUGCUCGCGCCGUGUAUCAGCAGCGUGAAGACCAUUUCCCGCGCCAAGAUUCGCACGGUGAAGAUGACUUUUGUGAUCGUGACCGUUUACAUCGUUUGCUGGGCGCCCUUCUUCAUCCUUCAGAUGUGGUCUGUCUGGGAUGAGAAGUUUGUUUGGAUCGAAUCAGAAAACCCGGCCAUCACCAUCACUGCAUUACUGGCUUCCUUGAAUAGUUGCUGUAAUCCCUGGAUAUACAUGUUUUUUAGCGGCCAUCUCCUGCAAGACUGUGUCCACAGCUUCCCAUGCUGCCAGAACAUGAAACAAACGUUCAACAAAGAAGAUUCUGACAGUAUGAGCAGAAGACAGACUUCUUACACUAACAACCGGAGCCCCACAAACAGUAUGGGUACAUGGAAGGACUCGCCUAAAUCGUCCAAGUCCAUCAAAUUCAUUCCUGUUUCAACCUGAGCCCACAUUCACGCAGCCUGACUCUUGUAGUGGUCUUUUGGGUCUACUGGCUGAAUCCAGCUAGAAAUCAUGGGAACAAACGAACUUCUAAGAGAUAAGCAAGCGUCAGUUUGUUGAGUGCAAGACUGUGUUUCUAGUUGCAUUUUCUCAUUGCUAUGACCAAAAGUUAUGAAUUGUUUUAUAUGGGACGUUAAAAAAUAAAAAAAUAAAAAAAUGAUGAAAAAAUAUGCUACACUAA